Pelmatolapia mariae (spotted tilapia) is the source of this 8880-nucleotide messenger RNA. Its product is annotated as calcium-activated potassium channel subunit beta-4-like. Gene Ontology annotation, biological process: potassium ion transport; detection of calcium ion. The transcript is spliced from 4 exons. Bases 375 to 1229 code for a protein of 284 amino acids. Gene Ontology annotation, molecular function: calcium-activated potassium channel activity; potassium channel regulator activity. Gene Ontology annotation, cellular component: voltage-gated potassium channel complex; membrane. The record is from RefSeq and is a predicted model, not a curated record. Lineage: Eukaryota; Metazoa; Chordata; Actinopteri; Cichliformes; Cichlidae.
GCCACACAGGUGUCCACACACUUUUGGCCAUGUCGCUGAGCGCGUGUGUUGUGAUUUUGGUGAACUGAGCCUUUAUCGUAGAAAGUUCCAGGGUUGUUUGGGCUUUUGCAGUGAAGAUGAGAAGAGUGGGAGGUGAAGGGUGAGAAGGAGGGCAGGCUGGGGUGAGGUGGGCGAUAAAAGAGGCAGAGGGGGAGGAGGGAGGACAGAUGAAGCGCUUACAGAACGAAAGCGGUUGCGUUUAAACUCAACAGUUUCUCAGCACACAGCGAGCAGCGCCUCCUCCUCUUCUUCCCCCUCCUUCAUCCUCCGUGCAUCCAUCCUCCUCCUCCUCCGUUCCUCCUCUCCAUGCCGGCGGAGGUCUCCGCGGGGCUGCCAUGGCGAAGAUCCGGGUGUCGUACGAGUACUCCGAGGCCGAGGACAAGAGCAUCCGGCUGGGCUUGUUCCUGAUCGCCUGCGGGAUCCUCAGCCUCUUCAUCCUGGGCUUCUGCUGGCUCAGCCCGACCCUGCAGAGCCUCCAGAGCAAGCCGGCCAACUGCACGGUGAGCCCGGCUGCCAGCUCCGAGCUGCCACCGCCGCUGCUGCCGGAGCCGCCGCCGUACAAGGAGGUGGUGUCGGUGUUGCGUCCGGAGGAGAUGUUCGAGUGCGUGUUCACAUGUGGAGCAGACUGUAAGGGAACGUCGCUCUACCCCUGCCUGCAGAUCUUUGUCAACAACUCCGAGUCCAACUCUGUGGCUCUGCUGCACUUUGAUGAGCAGCAGCUGGUCCUCAACCCAAAGUGUUCGUUUGUGCCUCCGUGUGAGAGGGACAACCAGAAGAACAGAGACAGCGUUCUGUGGUGGGAGGAUUACUUCACCAAAGAGGUCAACAGCCAGUCGUUCAUCUGCUUCUUCAACCAGCAGCGGCGGCCCGAUGACGUGUUGUGGCGCCGUUCCCAUGACACCAGUGUCCUGUUACACUGUGUUCUUUGGCCAAUGGUUUCCCUCCUUCUGGGCACACUCAUUGUGCUCCUGACGGUAUGUGCUCGCUCCCUGGCUGUUCGAGCCGAGGCCCUCCAGAAGAGGAAGUGCUCCUAUGAGGUCUGCCAAGACCUGUCUGCCAUGCCACCUGACCGCUGCGGCAGCAAGGCCAGAGACCCACUCACGACAAACUCUGACCCCGAGCUGUCAUCGCCCUCAAGGACCCUGCCGCUGUUUGCGGUCCCAGUGCGGCGCAGAGAUCGGGAACAUUAGAGCGAGCAGAAAGAUGUUUCUUCAGCAUGAAAUCACUAAGAAUGCCAAUGAGCCGGUGGGCGAAGUCGACUAAAUGGCUAAAGACGCCACCAACAACCCAUUGCUGUCCGGACUGGUUGGUAUGAUCAGAAUGUUUGAAUGAGGUGAAGAUGAGGGGAAAUCCACUAUUGCCUAUAGAUUUCAGCGGGAAGACUGUACAAAACUUCAGACUUUUUCCUGAUUUUAGCUUAAAGUGGAUCAGUGGAAAUCUUCUGACUAGCAAUGAAAGGCUGUUUAAAUGAGGGUAGUUGGCGUUGGGUACUGAUAGCUGGUUCUACUUUGGGUCUGGUUUCUAGUCAUCAAGAAACCCAGACUUAUUAAGUUCUGGUGUUUUAAGGGUCUCUUAUCAAGUAUCUUUAUCUGUUAUACUUGUUCAGUCAUUUCAGCUUACAUGUGAGCUCCAAUAUUUGGAUUAGAUGAUUUGUUAUAGACCAGCUAUAUAAAUGAGUUUAUUCCAACUAUUAAAUGGGAAAAAUCUGUAUUCAUCAGAGAUCUUUCAGUGAUCAUCCAUCAGUUUCUGGCUUCGUCCAGCAGCAGCUAAUCACAUAUAGAACAAUAUAUGUUCGAGAUAUUCUGGGAAUGGGCUAAAAGUUAUUUAAAUUUAACCAUCUCCAGUUCAGAUUAUUGAACUGGAAGUCCCAUUAUGACCACUUAUACUUUUGCCUCAGCGAUGAGAGCUGGAUCUCCUCCAAUCUCAAAACGAUAAACACUGAUCUUAAUUUCAAUUUUAGGAAAGUGGACAAAGUUGGAUUGAGGUGAGUCCGGCAAAUACACUGUUGUAAGAAAAUGAUUGAGAUCAGCCAAAUUUGAAUCAGGUAGGGUUUUUGAUUCUUAGAAAUUUUUGACACCUUGUGCUGAUCUUUGACUUGUGUUUUUAAGUUGUAAUACAAAGGAUGAAAGCUGAGAUUCUAUCGGAGAUUCAGAUUUAAUAGGAUGCUAUCAAAGCCCAACCCAAACCCUCGCGCUGUGAUUGAUGAUGCAGUCAGGACAGGACAAGCAUAAGGACUGACACUUGGGAAGUAACUGCUCUUCUGUAGCUCUCUUAUUAAUGUAGUUUCCCUUCAAGUCCCAGUAGCCAUGAAUGUUUCUUAACAGAGGUGCAAAGUCCUGAUGUUACCUUCAGGAUUGUCUCUGCUCUUCUAGCUUGUGCAACUCAAGGCAGUCUUUUGCUGAGAGUUUCUUUCAUCAGUCUUCUAACAAAUGAGACUUCAUAUUACAUAUGUGAAGAUAAAUGGUUGUCUACUACAGCACUUUUAUAGUACAAUUUGAACCCUAUAGGAGCUUAGCAAUGAUUUUGUUUCGUUGAAAAACGUUUUUACCAGCACACAGCCACAACUGUUGUUUUCUCUUUGACUUGUAUCAAUGGUCAUAGAAAAUAUCUGGAUUGUUUAGUUGUCUGUUGUGCUCUUGGUUGUUUUCUCGGGGGGGUUGUGCAAGAUGUUUUUAACCUCGUAACAUCUGCCAGGUCACUAGUUUAGGUUCACAUCAACUUUUCCUUGUAAUUUUCACCUGUUUUGCAUACACAAAUGGACAUAACUGAAGAACUGUAAGACUGACAUUUAAAAGGUAACAACUCUAGUUUCUGAAGCCCAUAUAACCCUAAAGUAGGGGUCCCCAACUCCAGGCCUCGAGGGCCGGUGUCCUGCAGGUUUUAGAUCUCACCCUGGGUCUAUACACCUCAAUCAAAUGAUUAGUUCAUUUCCAGGCCUCUGGAGAACUGCAAGACAUGAGGAGGUAAUUUAGCCAUUUGAAUCAGCUGUGUUGUAUCACGGACACAUCUAAAAACUGCAGGACACCGGCCCUCGAGCCCUGGAGUUGGGGACCCCUGCCCUAAAGUUUACACUAAGAGGUUUGCCAGGUACCUGGUGGAUAUUAGAAGGUUAAAUCCAGUUGGUUAAAACAGUCUUGGAAUAUUCUGGAAAUACUUUCAGAGUCAGAGUUUCCAAAGACCUUUUUGAAAGGUCGACUGGUGUGGGUUUUUCUAACAUUUUGGCUGCUCAGCUCUGUGACUGGAUUUUAAGGUAAAAAGUGAAGAGGUGAAAAAUAUAAAGAGCCAGUAAAAGGCAAAUGGACAGGUAUUUUUAAAUCAAUAUUUGGAAUUCAAUUUAAAUAAUUAAACCUGCCCUAUUAAUUUAUGUAUUCAAAUACACUGGUGACUCAUCAGAGUGCCCAUUAGUGGAUCCUAUUGCUUCAGGGACUCGAAUCCUCUACAGGGUUGACGAUGCAAGAGCUCUUUGAACCGUGAAGGUGUUGGCAGACAGCAGGGAGCUCAGCAGAAACAACCACAGCUAAUGUUACUGACAACGUUACCCUUCAAGUCGCACCCAAAGAAAGACAAAGUUCAUGUGUUCAGCUCAGUAAAAUCAGCUGCACCACAGUUUCCCUUCAAAGUAGAGUGUAAAAGAGACCAGGCACCUGCAAGUCAGUUAUAACUUUUUUUACUUUAAGAUAUAAAGCAUCCUGAAGCAACUGACAGAUUACUUUUAUCUUGUAUAGCAUAUUUGAUACUAUAUAAUUAAAAGUGAAUGUUGGAGGUAGAACAUUCUGUGGUCUAAAUUUGGCAAUUUAUUAUUUCCUCUAACUGGGCUGAAACUGCCCUAAUUAUGUCAAAAGAAAGAUGUUAAAAGUGCUGUCCCAUUUCACUGAGCCAGGUUUCCAUCCAGUUGAAACCAAACCUAAAGCAAAUCAUGAAUGAAUCAUGAGUUUGUUCAUCAAACUGCACGUGGCUUUAACUUACCGGUCAGUACCAUUAAAAUAAUAAGACACAAGGCAAAAGCUCAAAAGGUGGAAAUGUAAAGUACACUUUUUCUAUUAUUAUUAUUAUUGUUGUUGUUGUUGUUAAGGUUUUCAAUCCUUCUAUGGACAUUGAAGUGGUGUUUCAAGUACAUCAUAAGUUUCUUUAAUUGAAAUAUCACCAAUUUUGUCAUAUUUUGGUGAUUAUGGAUUAGACUACUAGUUCUUAAUGUUUUUUAGUCUUCAAUCCUUCUAUGGACAUUGACGCUAAACACCAUAACUAACUAUUACUCUAUGAAAAAUAUCCAUAAAUGGAUAACUUUAGAUCCCAAUGUUAUCUACAGGACUGCAGUUGUCGGUAUAGGGGUUCUGGCCCAUUAAAACUGCAUUUUAAAGCAUUUAGAAGUAGAAUUCUACUUUAAUUUGUGCCACAUUGUUCACUUUUCAAUGCUUCAAAACAAAGCAAAGCAUCAGUAAGUCUAAUUAGGAGGACAAUAACAAGGUUGUAGUGGGAUGUUAAACAGACGCGUUGUUGCUUGGUAAACACUCCAAGGUAAAAAAAUGACACAUGCCCGUGGCCUGGGGUUCCCUCCACAUGCUGUCUUCAGAAGUAAUGAGGACAGAAUCUAGACCAUGUGAGUAAAGUGUGCGGGUGCUCGGGGGAUUCUCUGUGCUGCAGAUGGUUUCGCUCGGCUUCAACCCUGAUUGUACAGGCAGGAAAAACCUCUGAGCUGACAGCUAAGGGACAGGAGGCUUAUAGCUUGUACGCUAUACAGGUACCCACAGAGGCAGUAUGUAACGCUUCCACAGAAAUGUCUCACAAAAUCUUCUUAUUGGUUCCCAGUCAUAAUCAGCUUGUGAAAAUUUAGAAAUAUUCAAAUGUACCAAGGAGCACUACAAUAAAUUCCAGCUCAAAUAAUUUCUUUUUUUGAUUUCCUGGACGAUGAAUGUCCAUCCUACUAUCCAUUCUCUUCCGCUUAUCCAGCUCAGGGUCAGAGACUAGUGUGCAGCUCGGUGCCCUAACAGAGAUACACUACACAAAAAGAGGCACCGGGCAAACGUUCAAACAUUGUUGUAUCUUAAAUAACAGUUUUACAAAUUGGCGAAACAAGAGUUAGAGGCUUUUUCAGUGAAAGUUUUAAUCCUCCUUAACAGUCCAUAACAUUUAGGAUCUAAAUUAAAUAAAAAUACUUAAGUUAUUAUGUAUCAUAUUAUUAUGUGUCAUACACAUGCUAAUACUGGAUCAUAAGGAAGGAUUUAUUUGUGUGUAUAAAAUUUUAAUGUUGCACUUGGUAUGAUUUAUGUUAAUUUGAAGGGCCACCUGAGUAUAGCAAAGUAUGUAAGUUAAUUAAGUGUUAUUCUUUUAUCUUUUAUUUCUCGAGUCAACAAAAGAAUCGGAAGUUUAAAAAUUUUGGGAGCAGUAAACGUCUUAGCCUUGUGUGCCACAGGAGAUUUUGAGACUUGAAAGUCGGCCUUUCAAUUCAAUUCAAUUCAAUUUUAUUUAUAUAGCGCCAAAUCACAACAAAAGUCGCCUCAAGGCGCUUUAUAUUGCGAGCAGGCCUGCAGUGCGAGAGCGAAGUGCUCUAAUAGGGUGAUAUGGUACUACAAGGUCAUUGAGAUAAGAUGGGGCCUGAUUAUUUAAGUUUGUUUUUUUUUUUUUUCCAGAGGGAGACGGUUGCUUUAUUUAAAACUCUACAGUAAAUACAGGUACAUACACAGUAUGUUUAAAAGCUUCGCUCCACCGAGCAUUCAGCACCGAGUGAAACAUGCAGUCGUGUGCUGACGUUCAGCUUUGAAUUUGCAAGUCUGGAAAUGGCUGAUCUAUACAGCAUCAUAUUUAAGCAGAAUUAUGUUUCAAAUUUUGCAAAAUAAGAAAUCACAAACACUUGUUUUGAAGGCAUCUGCAAUUCCUUUUAUGAUUCGUGAUGACGUUCCUCCAUGGCAGCAGUUGGCACCCCACGUCACGUCCUGUGGAAACGGCAGCCAUGUUUGGUGGUGCUGAAGCGUCUCUGCUUUUCUCAGUAAACGGUCUGCAAACUGUAACGAUGCUGAGCAGCAGACAGCAGGUGGUUGAGAAGCUGUAGGGAGUUUUAAUUUGAAUAUCUUCACAGCUCCCACAUGUUGGCGAAGACAUUGAAGUAGCUUCUCCAUCUGGAUCUGUUCAAGAACGAUCAAUGUGAAACAUGUUUCAGGAAGUCUGCAGAGCUGCUUGGACAUGUGAUGUUUGGUUUGCACAGCUGUGUUUGCCUGGUGUUGCUGGUAUUUGUGACAGUUGCUGAGGGAAGAGUUUAGACAAAAAAUUAAGUGUUUAAACAUAUUUAAGCUCAUCUCCAGAAACGUUCUGGGUAAAAUUACUUAAUUUUCUGCCAAGCAGCAGAGUUAACAAUAGACCUGCAAUCACGAAGUGUGAUUCAUCUUGUAUCAGGGGGAGUUUUUAAUCAUCAACUGUUGUUUCCAAAUGUCUACCACCGCCUUUCAAACAUGCUCAGCAGUCUAAAUUUGACCCUGCUUUAAGCAAUAUUUUGCCAAGCUGUUCUCUGAGCGAGUGAGCUGUUAUUGUCCUGUCAUCUCCUCCUCGGGUUCAGCUAGGAGACUGCCAUCAUGUUUCAUUGUAAACUUGAAUUUUGCUGCUGUAACACAUUUUAUUCACAUCACUUUUCGUGAGAACGUCUAUCCUGUCUUAGAUUUGUGUUGACUGUUGGACACCUUUUAACCGUUCCUUAAAAAAGCCUGAGAGCAUGAAUGUACUGUUUGUUUAAUACGUCAGAUUCAUAUCUGAUUGUUCUUUGUCUUCAUCAGUGAUCUUUGUGCAAAAUUCUAAUUUAUUCACAAGCGGCAGUUCCUCUAAUGUCCACUUGAGGCUCCAAAAAUGAGAGUCUGUCUCAGUUGCAGCACAAUGACCCAAAUAUGUGUGUAUGAUGAGGGGAGGCUUUAAUUUCUGAUCUUAAGAAAACUGAACAGCUGUGAAAAAAGCUGAAAGUCCACAAACCUGAGAACAGCGGUGGGACUUCUCAGUCUGGUGACCCAUGAGAAAUCAGAAGGUUACCCCUGAAAUUAAUUAAUACCAAGCAAGAAUUCAGUUUAUUCUCUGUAUUUUAAUUGUAGAAAGACCUUUUCUCUCAACAAAAAUUCAUUUGAAGUCAUCGUCACACUUAAGGGACAACACAUGUCUGAAAAGUAAACCCAACAUGGAAGUACCAAAAGCUGCAGUUCCUUUAACGUCCAGCAGGGGCUCCAACAGUUGGUCAGUACCCAUAGACUCCCAUAUUAACACUUUACAACAGAAAUAAACAUGUUUACAGCCUGAUACAAACACUGAAUUGGCCUUUAUACUCUAUUCACCCUUUAGUUUGUAACUCAUCUGUUUAAAUUGUAUUAAGGUUUAAAGUUUGCAUUACCAGACUGUCUAAAGAAGCUACUUAAUGUAGCUUGCCAACAAGCUAGCUCGCGUUGGCUAAUAACAUAUCCAAAGAUGGUACUUCUGGUUCUAGAAACAAGAUUAUACAUAUAGCACCUUAGUGUGCCACCACAUUUCAAAAUCGAGUUGAACCAUCUGAUGCACACUGUCUGUCUGAUGCUCUUCAGAAACCUGUGAAGAAAAACAAGCUUUUGUGUUCUGGUGUCCUGUGUGAGACACCCGUGACCCUAACACACUUUCUUUCUAGCACAGGAUGUCUGGUUCCCAUGGGCACUUCUCUGGAGUGCUUCCUCAGGGAGAGUGGUCCAUCCUAAUCCUCUCAUUAAGAUAAAAAGUCUGAGCUUGGCUGGGCUAAUGUUCUCCAGACCGCUUAGGGAACCAUAAACACCAGUUUACAAAGAUAUUGUGUCAGUCAUUUAAACAUGUAGGGGGAAUAACCACAGAUCCAGUCACAGUGAGAAUGAACAGUUUGACUCCAUGAAUGUAGAGAGGCAGAAACAGGACUGAGUGAUGUAGCGUCAUUAAAACAUAAUCAGUGCCUGAAGGAGUCAAUCAAAAGUCAUCAAUUCUUUACCUUUUCUGCUUCUUUGACCCUUUCUUCUAUUUGUACAGCUGCUCCUUUUAAUACUUGUCCUUUCUUGCUUGCUUGCCUUGUUUUUGCCACUUUUAUCAUUUUAAUUCUUCUGAUUCUCUCAUCUACUUUCUUUCUGCCCUUUUCUCCAACAUUUUCUCUUUCCAUUAUGCUGUUGGAUAAAAACUUUCUAAAAAAAGCAAACAAACUAAGGGAUGUUUAUGUGAAAGAAAAUUUGUGCACACUUUGAAUCUGUUUCUACCGUUAGCUCCUGUUUUUCUUCUUUAACACCAUUAAAACUUCCUUAUAAUCCAGGAUCCAGCUGUUUAAAAGCCAUCAUGUCAUCAAUGAAUUUCAUUUGUCCUCUCCAAAGAAAAUGUAGCUUUUGUAGCAUUUCUGUGUAUUUUCGUGAGACUUGAUGAGGUUUUAUUGUCUCUGUCUGAGGUCUCCAUGUUAGAUUUUCUAUCUAAAGCCAUAUGCUAAGCUGUGACCUGCAGUAGCAACUAAACGCUGUAUUUAGCUUCUUCACACAGGCAAACGUUUCAUUUCAUUCUGACAGAUGUUUCGGUUUUAAUCCACAAUGUAACAGUCAGUGACUGAAAGGUGGAUGAUGGUUAAAUGUUUUAGUUCUUCAUUGACUGUUUCUCCAUAAUUAUUCUCGGUGUUAUUCUAAUGACUGUCAAAUCAUUUCUGUUUUUUGUGUUUGGAUCAUGCCUUUGUACUAAGAACUGUGUUGUCUGCAGGUAUCUUGUCGUCUCUCCAUCUUCUUUGAACCUCAGCACUGUAUCAUGUGACCCAGGUAGCCGCUUCGCCCGUGUUUUCACGAUAAAAAUGAUAACUAUUGUGCCUCAUAGAAAUCUUUAAAUAAAAACAAACUUUUUGUCUUCAAA